Molecule: messenger RNA, 2961 nt
Organism: Aphanomyces invadans
Lineage: Eukaryota; Oomycota; Saprolegniomycetes; Saprolegniales; Verrucalvaceae
Exons: 9
Coding region: 607-2715 (702 amino acids)
Biological process (GO): RNA methylation
Molecular function (GO): tRNA (cytidine-N5)-methyltransferase activity; RNA binding
Source: RefSeq, a predicted model, not a curated record
GCGCCGACGACCUGCUGCAGUUGUGUGCGCGCUGUGGAAUUCUCACAAUCGCAGAACCACAGACGGGCGGCAUCUCCUCCGCCAACCCCCCCCCUCCGUCGUGACCAAGGAAAGUGGCCGAUUGGUACAUAUCGUCGAGUUCGAUCGCCACCUAUCGCUUGCUAUUGCGGACGCACGCACGCGACCGCUUUCAUGAACGUGUCGACCUUGAAGUUUCUUGCGGUGCAUCCAAGAGGCAGAGUGUUCUUGUGGGACACGAGGAUCAGUCGCGAUGCAGUACCCCCUCGCCCGCUCUUCUCUCUGGGACACAACUUGACCCGCGUGAGUCCCGUUGGCGGGGCCGCAACGAACUGUACACCUGAAUGCACCCACGCCCACGUAGUGCGGACCAACACCGACAACAUGUCCUUUUCGGCGCUCUCCACAGUGGCCGUGUCGCGGCAGACUUGCCUCGGUUGUUGCUGCGACCAAGUGUUGCUCACGUGUAGGUGUGGUCACCGUGGUUAGGACCUAGUCUGUGACACACGGAUUGCCCACACGGCAACGAUCGUCACUCGGGGUUCACGUGGGAAUGUGGGUUGCUUCAUUAUCCGGACAACCGGAUACAUGGAAAUAAUUGGACUGCACAUUUGCGGCCGCAGGAAACGACGGACGAUGGGGAAGCGCAACUUUCGCAAGCGCAAGGGCCAGAAAGGCGAGAACACAUGGAACAAGAAGUCGAGGAGCGACGGCGCGGACCGCGAAGCAGGUUUUGGCGAGUGGGUGUACAAGAAUGAGCAGUUCGAAAAGUACUAUACGGACCAAGCGAUUGUAGGAACUGAAGAAUGGGAUACUUUCUUGAAGCAUUUGUCGCUCCCGUUGCCAACUACCUUCCGCAUCAACAACUCGUGUGCCUACGAAGACAAGAUCAAGGAGCGCAUCGCGACAGACUUCAAGUACGAAGAUCUUGAAAUUGACGGGGAAAAGAUCGCGCCGAUCAGCACGAUGCCGUGGUACCCCGACGGGAAGGGGUUUCAAUGGAGCGUCGAACGUCGAAAGAUCAAAAAGCUGGACAUUCUGAGCGAUUUUCAAAAGUGGUUGGUCAACUUGUCCGACUCGGGAGACAUUACGCGCCAAGAGGCAGUGAGCAUGAUUCCCCCGCUUGUGUUGGGAGUUGAAUCGCACCACAAGGUGCUGGACAUGUGCGCUGCGCCAGGGUCCAAGACAUCGCAGCUUCUGGAAUCCCUUCAUGAUGACGAGAGCAAGACGGGAAAGAUGCCUACGGGUCUGAUAGUAGCCAACGACAUUGACAUUAAGCGAGCGUACAUGUUAACCCAUCAGACAAAACGCGUGGGUUCGCCUGCAUUGGUGAUCACAUGUCAUGAAGCGCAAAAGUUUCCUUUGCUCAGCAGUACUGACAACAAACAGGGUUUCUUCGAUCGCAUCUUGUGCGACGCUCCCUGCAGUGGCGACGGUACCAUGCGUAAAAAUCCUUUGAUUUGGCAAAAGUGGCACGUCCGCAACGGGCUGUCGCUGCAUCCGCUGCAGUUGUCGAUCGUCAAGCACGGCGCGACGUUGCUCAAGGUCGGUGGUCGUAUGUGCUACUCGACGUGCUCGUUCAAUCCCGUCGAAAACGAAGCCGUGGUUGCCGAACUUCUCCGGUGGUCCAACGGCUCGCUUCGCCUCAUGGAUAUGUCCAACAUUUUGCCCAAGCUGAAGCGCCGUCGCGGCAUCUCAUCGUGGAAGGUUUACGACUACGACAUGGUGGAAACAGCCGACUUCGAUGAAGCGGCUGAGGCUGCCAAGGGCCGAUACAAGUCGUUGCCGGCCACGGUAUUCCCUCCCACUGCUGACGAAGUCGCGUCGUUCCAUUUGGACCGGUGUAUGCGCUGCGUGCCUCAGGACGAAAACACGGGUGGUUUCUUCAUUGUGCUCAUCGAAAAGGUGGGGGAAACUCCGUCAGAGAACGCAAGCUCUGCUGCUGGGCAGCAAAAGGGCAAGAAACAUGGCGAAGAGUACUUGCCCUUUAACGAGUAUGCGUCGAUUCAAACGACAUACAACAUGAGUCCAACCUUCGAGGCCAGUCAACUCUUUACGCGAUCCGACUCGGGCCGCACCGUUAACUUUGUCACCUCGUCCGUGUCCAAAGAGCUCUUGCCUGCGAUGAAAGCGCUCGACAUGAAGGUUGUUUACACCGGCAUCAAAGUAUUUGAACGCCACGAACUUGGCAUCGGAGACAGCACCUACCGUCUGACGCAGUCCGGCGCGCACAUUGCACUCCCCCACAUGAACACACGCAAGGUCACCGUUGGCAACCGUGACUUUCAAUACCUCCUCGAACGACGAGGUGAAUUGCUCCAGUUUGAUGAACUCAGCGACGAGCUUGCGGGUGUCCUGAAGGCCUCCCCGUUGGGAAGUUAUGUUUGCACGCUGGCGCGUGACGACGGUGUCGCCCUCACCAUCCCAGAAAAACUUUUGCUGAACAUUGUCAUUUGGCGGGGCCGCAACACGAUCAACGUCAUGACCGCCAAGCCUGACGGGUUUGCUCUUACGUCUACGAUGAAGGCGCUGGGGUUGUACGACGAUACCCUGACGCAGGAAGUCCUGGAGAAGUUCCCUAAGAAGGACCAGAAAGAAGACAAACAGAAGCCUGCCAACGACGAAGGCGGCACUGUCAACGAUAUCGAGGACGCUGCAAAAGACGUGAGCGAGGAGAACGAAGACUCGGCGGAAUAGAGCGCCAGGAAGUGAACACGACCACUGCAUAGUUGAAACGUUUAUCGAUCCGUGGUGCUGUCGACGUCCAGCACGUCGUGGUAAGCCCCCGAUGCAAUCUUACGACACAAUUUGGACGAAACGACGACGUGAUGUGUCGUAUUGGGGUGCUGGCUUGGGCCCGCGACGAUCGUGUGCGAUGGACACGUGAAGCCCCACCGGUGGACCGAUCCAUCGACUGUUCGUGCUGUGGUGUGGCGGGUGCCG